GGAUGUAUCCAUGUUUUUUUACUGAUUUCGAUUAAUACUUUUUUAUUUUAACGGAAAAGAGUAUAUCAUUUCUUUUUCACUAGUUAACUCUUGCACGCUGCUGGAAGACACGUAACAGCAAAACUCGGAACGUGCCUGAGAAUUGCGCUACAAGUUGACACUUCGAACAGCUUUGUGCGUCAACUUCCGUGAAGACGUGACUUUCACAAAAGAAUUCUCAGUAUGGUAUAAAGUAGCUCCAUCCAUCUUAUGAGGGAGUCUCCAGGAAAAAAAUCAGGUCUUCAUUAGUCUCUUGAGAAGAGGAAAGAAAAUUUUUCACCGACAUCAAUUAGUUCUCAGGAUUCGAAUGCUUUUUUUAAGCUAAAGAAAAAAGAUGAACAUUUUUUUUUAAAUCUGAAAGGCAGUUUUUUAUAUUGUAUCUUGACAAGACAAUUUCCGAUGAUUAAAUGUCCUGUUGAUAUCGACUGUAAGCACUUAACGUAGUUAUUAUAAACCUACAGUUUUAUUUUAUUUAAAUUAUGCACAAAUAUAUAUUUAUUAUCCUGUCAGUGAAGAAUGUGAAACACAGUAUCACAGAUCGUAGCUGCUUCAGAAAAUGUGAUAUUGAUUUGUUUUGAAUGCUUACAUAGCUUAUUCUGGUUACUCCUUUGCUCCAACUCGUUUUUCUUUGUUUAAAAGUGUAUUAUUUUUGAAGCGAAUUUUUAAGAACAAAAAUAAAUAGCCAGUGUUCAUGGAACUAAAUCGACUAAAUGCACGUUAUAUUCAGUCUGUGCUAAACAUUUCGACGGAGCCAAAUUCGCGUGUUUUCAUUUAAAACGGCCUUUUUGGGGCCAUUACCCCCACCCCCUUGAGGUGCCAAAGGUAAAAUCUAAACGUCCUGGUCACGAAAACUCUGAAAUGAGAAAGAUUUCGGGAGGUUUCGUUUCGUCAACUUUAACGAUUUAUGAAGAUAGCCAAGUUUGGCGAGAUUUCCUCUGAAAGUCCCCCUGAGGAUCACAGAUGGCACGCCAAGUCCAAAUCAAUACUGGGAGGAAUCGGAGUGAGAGCAGUUGAGGGGAAGCCAAUGAGAGUUGAACGAAACGAGUAACAGUGUGCUCGCGUCUCUCUAGCUUUCGAGAAACACCGCUUCACGUUUCUGGAACAGGCCCAAAGUGUCCAAAGACUUCUUAACUACUUUUUUAACCUAACAGGUGGCCGAGCAGGGGAAAGAUUCCCCUAGCAAAGAACGGGUCGGGAUGUCAAGAUGCCUGGUGGACGGAGGGGUCUCGUCGCACCGCAGAACACCUUCCUCGAAAACAUUAUCAGAAGAUACAACUCCUUAUCUGACUGCAGUUUUUUACUGGCCAACGCCCAGAUCGUUGACUUCCCCAUCGUCUACUGUUCCGAAUCAUUUUGCAAAAUCUCGGGUUACAAUCGAGCCGAGGUGAUGCAAAAGUCUUGCCGCUGCAGUUUUAUGUAUGGAGAACUCACAGAUCGAUCCAGUAUCGUGAAAGUGGAACAUAGUCUGGAAAAUCACGAUCAGAUGCAGGUGGAAAUUCUACUGUAUAAAAAGAACAGAUCUCCGCUAUGGUUGCUUUUGCAUAUCGCACCCAUCAAGAACGAGAAAGACAUGGUUGUGCUUUUUCUUCUCACCUUCAGAGAUAUAACAGCCUUGAAGCAGCCCUUGGAAGACGAUGCAUCCAAAGGGUUGAGCAAGUUCGCACGACUAGCGCGGUCUGUGACGAGAAGUCGAUCCGUUCUUGUUCAGCAAUUUUCGAUGCACCUGCCUAUAAAAACAGAAAACACAAAACAAUCACAGAUCGCUCAUAUGAUCAGUUUGAACUCCGAGGUCCUCCCCCAGUAUCGACAAGAAGCUCCGAAAACGCCACCUCAUAUUUUGCUUCACUAUUGCGCAUUCAAAGCCAUCUGGGAUUGGGUGAUAUUGUGCUUGACAUUCUACACCGCCAUCAUGGUACCGUACAAUGUGGCCUUCAAGAACAAGACGUCCGAAGAUGUAUCACUUCUUGUCCUAGAUAGCAUAGUCGAUGUCAUCUUUUUCAUCGACAUUGUACUCAAUUUUCACACAACAUUCGUUGGACCAGGGGGCGAGGUCGUCUCGGAUCCAAAAAUCAUUCGCAUGAAUUAUCUCAAGAGCUGGUUCAUCAUCGAUUUACUCUCUUGUUUACCAUACGAUGUUUUCAAUGCAUUUGAUCACGAAGAAGAUCAAGGUAUUGGAAGCCUGUUCAGCGCCUUGAAGGUGGUCCGGUUACUGCGGUUGGGUCGCGUCGUCCGAAAGCUCGACCGCUACUUGGAAUAUGGUGCUGCAAUGCUCAUCCUUCUUCUGUGCUUCUACAUGUUGGUUGCCCACUGGUUAGCCUGUAUCUUCUACAGCAUUGGACGCAGCGACGCUGAAAAUGGUGUCUCCUACAGCUGGCUUUGGAAGCUGGGCAAUGUUACGCAACAACAGUUUAACUUCAGCAGAAUCUUAAACAAAGAUGUUGUUAAAUAUGAAUUGAUUGGAGGUCCGCCAAGAGGAACUAUGUACAUAACUGCUCUUUACUUUACAAUGACUUGUAUGACUUCUGUUGGCUUCGGAAACGUCGCAGCAGAGACAGACAAUGAGAAGGUCUUCACGAUUUGCAUGAUGAUCAUUGGAGCACUUUUAUACGCAACUAUAUUUGGCCAUGUGACAACCAUAAUUCAGCAGAUGACCUCAGCAACUGCCAGAUAUCACGAAAUGCUGAAUAACGUCCGAGAAUUCAUGAAACUUCACGAAGUGCCAAAGGCUCUGAGCGAACGGGUUAUGGACUAUGUGGUAUCUACAUGGGCCAUGACUAAAGGAAUAGAUACUAAUAAAGUCCUAAGUUAUUGUCCCAAGGAUAUGACAGCUGACAUCUGCGUACAUUUAAAUCGGAAAGUUUUCAACGAGCACCCAGCUUUCCGUUUAGCUAGUGAUGGUUGCCUCAGGGCCCUUGCGAUGUACUUCACAAUGGAACACAGUGCUCCAGGAGAUCUGCUCUAUCAUACCGGAGAAAGUAUUGACACCUUAUGUUUCGUAGUGACAGGAUCUUUAGAAGUGAUUCAGGAUGAUGAAGUGGUUGCAAUAUUAGGCAAAGGAGAUGUAUUCGGAGAUGCAUUUUGGAAAGAGCCCACUAUUGGUCAAUCAUGUGCCAAUGUUCGUGGCUUAACCUAUUGUGAUUUGCAUUCAAUCAAGAGAGAUAAGUUACUUGAAGUGCUGAAUUUCUACCACGCCUUUGCAAAUUCAUUUGCUAGGAAUCUACUUCUCACUUAUAACUUGCGACACAGGCUGAUAUUUCGCAAGGUGGCUGAUGUGAAACGUGAACGAGAGCUGGCAGAACGUCGGAAAAAUGAACCUCUUCAGGAGUUGUCUCAAGAUCAUCUCGUACGGAAGAUUUUUUCAAAAUUCCGCAGAAACGGUUCUUGCGAGAAUCGGGCUCUAAGUAGUGAUUUGGAAAGAGGCCCUAUAACUGAAACUACUGAAAAUCGAGUUAGAAUAGCACAAGUCAAUGAGAGUGGAGGGAUGAAGUGCCCAACCAGGUGGACCGUCACCACAGAUCCUGGAGACGACAAGGAGAACGCUCAUUCUGAAAAUGUGUCCCAAGUUGUCAAGAAGGAUGUCCAAAAGACUGGAAACCGCUCUGUUUCCAAAUGGUCUCGAGUUCUUGCUAAAGAACCAACUAUUGAAGAAGAAUGUUCGCCUCAUUCGGAAGGAGAAUCAUCACCAGAAUACCAAAAAAUUCUUGCAAAUCUUGUAGAUUUAAGAGUUGAUUUGAAAUUAGAAAUGCAAAGACUCAAUACAAAAAUCUGUCGCGUUGAUGAACAAAUUGGACAGUUGAUUCGGUUGGUGAAACCUCAAAGAAAUGAGAAAAUGCCACAUGCUUUGUUGGGUUUACGGGCUCCGGAACCCCAGCGAAGCAAAUCCCUUACUAGAAAAGACUCUUUACCCAAAAGAAGGCCCAAAGAUGCUGUUAGAGCAAUGCUUGAAAAUGAAAUCUAUGAACAAGAUAAAGAUGAUGUAGAAAAAAGUAAGAUGCAAUAAACUGAAAAGUACAUAUAUUUUAGUUAUCCGGCAUCUCACCAUUUGAUAGGCUGUUUGAAGCUGACAGUUUUUUACCAUUUGUGCGAGUUCAGUCUUCCGAUUCCAAGGUUCCUUUUAAUUCGGGCUCUGUGGAUCAUGUCAAUGAAUUGAGUUUUUCGGGGUUUUUUUUCUUUUUUAGUUUUCUAAUGUUUAUUUUUAAUACUAAAAAUGUAAUAAUUUAAUAAUGACAAUAGAUAACAUAGAAGAGUUUGACUUGCACAGCAUACUUUAGAAAAUAAUUCAAAUACAAUUCUGUUUUGUGACGAAAAAAGUAUUUUAUAAUUUUUCUAAAUACAGAAAUUGUAAACAUAAUCAGUAGUUUUGAUUUAACGUUUGCAAUAUUUUUAUCGUUUUGUUUCAUUCUAGAAAUCGUUUAUUUUACAUGUUAUAAUAUUUUCACUAAAAGUAUAAUACUGAAGGCAAAUCGAGAAAGGGGUACUUUAUCUCCUAUUAACAAUAAAUAAAACUUAUUUUAUAAAUCAACUUGAAUUAUUGGAUGUAAAUUUUUUAAUUACCUGAAUGUAGAUUCAUGCUAAGAAAUUUUUUGUAAAUUUUAUAAUUCUCUAAUCGUAAAAUAACUGUUACCGUCAAACUCGAAUUAAUAAAACGUGAUUUGGAAAAACUGUUUCUUUAUUCAGAGCUUUCAUUUAAAAAUCUGGGCCUUUACUGGUUACCCGGGUAUUAAUUUUUAAAAAAUCAAAUAAAAAAUCAUUAUUCGUUCUAUCAUUUAAUCCUCUGACUAUUGAAGGUGGUCAAAACCAGAAUUCCGUUCCAUACGGACUAUUUUUUUCGCAUAGAAAGCGGUGAAGUGGACUCGCCCGUCUUCUGCCAUCCUCAGUAGCACUAUGGGUGAGGAAAAGCAACAAUGGAAUUAUUAAUCGAUUGAUAACAUUCCCCAGCUGAGCUUCAACACAUGCCACUCUGCUUUAGUCUGUGAAACGAAUAGCAUGUGAAAGGAGAACACUAAGGAUAUAUCAUAAGGACUCAUUAUUGCAUUGUUGACUGCUCUCUGAAUGAGAAUAGAAGCUUUUUUUACAUUACAAGACUCUUAGUGUAAUAAAAAAAAACAUUUUCCAUGUAUUGUUACCUUUCCUUACGAUACAUAUUUUCGUAAAGGAACUAUUAUUGCCAGAUGCCAUGUUUUUUGUUCGAAGGAAUAUCUGUUGAAUACAACCAGGGCAUGUUCUACCACUAAAAAUAUUACACUUCGGUGAUUGAUUUGAAGUAAAUUUUGGAUUAACAGUACAAGCAAGUAAAACGACUCUUUUCACUUACUUUUAUGUUUAAGAAACAUGUGAUUCAUUUUAAAACACGGACAAAAAUAGUAACAAUAGAAAGGAAUGGAUUUUUGAAAAAGACACAAGCUUUUGUAAGUAAAUCAAACAGAAUUUUACUGUGCGUCUAUAUGUUGUUAUUAUGAGUAAUUUAAUGAUUUCAUCUUUUAUAUGCUUAUGUAGGAAUAUCAGCUGUCAUGAUAUUCUGAGAAACCUACAUUAAUUUGUUUAACCAGUAACUGGAGAAAUGAAAUUCCUCACGCGGCCAGAGACAUGGAAUCAAUAUGACUCCAUUGUUAUUGUUCUUUUUUGUAUUUUGUAAACCGCAUUGGGAUUUAUUUUGGAAACACAAUAUAUUCUGGAAAUCAUGUAGUUACCAAGAAUAUUAAAAAUGUUAAAUGUUAUAAUAUUAAAUAUUGGAUAAAUGUUAUUAGAAAAACCUAAACAAUCUUUUAAUGAGUAUUUACUUCGUUUAGAUACUACGGAAUGAUGUGGAUUUUAAUAACUAUUAGAAUUUAUAAAAAAAAUGAAGAAUACAAUAUUAUAAAAUAUUAUUUUAAGAAUAUUCCUUUAUUCUUUUUGCAUUAUUCAAAUUGAAAGCAGAAGAAAAAGAAUAACUCGGUUAUAUGCGCGUAUUCAUACUUAGACUUUUGCCAAUAUACUGUUUAAAGAACAAAAGAAAGGUUCUGAAGAGAUGAUUGCAUUCAAGGACAAAAUACCACGUGAUAAUCAGAGCUAAUGAACAACGCGGAGUCAUUUUGACUCUCGUCUCCAGUUAAAGGUUAAAGUAAUGUGCGCAGAAAUCUAAAAGUUAAAGAGUUGGACUGAUGUCAGUUAGUGAAUUACAAUCAAACGAGUUAAAUACUUAAAACAAAUAUGAAUUAUAUUGUGUCCAAUAUUGUCGGAUUCUAUUACUUUUGUAUCAAAUUCAAUACUGAAUUCUUAUUUAUUUACAAACAUUAUAAAGCUUCCAAAUUGUUAUUAUAAAGCCAUUUUCUUGUAGAAUUAUGUGCACAAAAUGGACGCAAAUCUUAUGUGUUAAGAUUUGCUUUUACUUAAUAUUGCUAAGAUUACAGGCAUUGUGAUAGUGAUGUUAUUUUCUUAGUUGCAUUUAAUUUAUAAUUGAUGAUGUUUAAAAUUAACUGAAGAUAUAAAAUAAUCAAUUGUAAAUUACAUAUUUUGUUUCAUUAAGGCAAAACAGCUUGAGUUGUUUCUAUUGAUGCUUAUCAAAGUGAGUUAUUAUUCAAUGUGUUAUGAGAUAACUCAAGGUAACAGCAUAAUUUCGAAAAGAAAAAGUUCUAAACAUCAGUAAGCAUCCUGAAGUUAGAGUUUUUAUUUUCUCUGAAUAUACUGCAGAGAACAAAUGCAGAUUAGCUUAGAAAUUUUAUUUAAAAUAACAUGAUAGAGUUAGAUCAUUUUUCUUGCGUAUUUUUGCUUCUAAAUUUAAUAGCCUUAUUGAUAGAUAACAAAUCUACAAAAAAUGACCUGAAUUCGGGCAGUGGAGUGUUUUUAGAUAUACUGCAGAGUCCGAAUAAGUUUUCUUUUUAUAACAGAAAAGUAGAGAUGUGAUAGGAUUGCAUUUUUUUCUUAUUUCUUUUUUUUACUGCCUGCACAUUUUUCAGUCAUCUACUCUUCGAACACUGAAAUUGGGAUCAUUCUUACAAUAUUCUAUCAAUGACAGAAAUAUUUUAUUUAAUUGUCAUAUAGAAACAGUUGAAAGAUCGGAAGAUGACGAUAUUUUUAUUCUACAUUCUGAGUAUACUGUACAUAUAUAUUGUUCAUAGACACUCCUAUCAAAAGAUGCACUAUUUUGAACUGUUAGGUCAAAUUAUGCGUAUUUUGUAAUAAAUAUUAUGUGCUGUGUAAAUUUGUGUAUUGUCUGCUUAUUUAUUUUGCAAAAACUUCUGUAUAAUGAUGGAUAUUUCCUUUUGUUACCUUGUAUCUAUUAAGAGAAUAAUAUAAAUUUAAUGCCGAUUUUAACC
Argiope bruennichi is the source of this 7334-nucleotide messenger RNA. Its product is annotated as potassium voltage-gated channel protein eag-like. Gene Ontology annotation, molecular function: voltage-gated potassium channel activity. Gene Ontology annotation, cellular component: membrane. The record is from RefSeq and is a predicted model, not a curated record. The coding region runs from base 1244 to 4039 and encodes 931 amino acids. The transcript has 10 exons. Gene Ontology annotation, biological process: potassium ion transmembrane transport; regulation of membrane potential. Lineage: Eukaryota; Metazoa; Arthropoda; Arachnida; Araneae; Araneidae.